GUUUUUUCCUCUUACAGAUAAGAAAUGUUCCUUUAUGCUGCGCACUUAGGCUGCCUUUCUGGCAAGAAUGUUUAGGAUAGUGCAGCAAUACGAUGAUGUAAAGCUCAGAGGGACACACCUCCUCUAAACUGUCCUGCUCGCUUUGCUGUGUGUUCUCUGUAGUCAGGGUGCAGGACCAUGAGGAUGCUCCAGAAGUUUAUCCAGAGGCAGUAGCUCUCAGUGGCUGCUUAGAGGUCACACUUUUCUACGUGCCUUUUUGAAUAUAUCUGUCAUAAAGAUGAGUCACGAUCACCACAUGAACAGCUCCAUGAUGCCAAUCACACAUCCUCCUGAACAUCACCACUCAACGGCAGCCCCAGGACAUGGUCAUGGAUCUGACAUGAUGAUGAUGGCAAUGACUUUCCACUUCAGCUAUGAGAAUGUGCCAUUGCUGUUUUCUGGACUUACAAUCAAUACUCCUGGAGAAAUGGCUGGUGCUUUUGUGGCUGUCUUCUUCCUGGCCAUGUUUUAUGAAGGCCUUAAGAUUGCUCGAGAGUGUCUGCUCCGUAAAUCCCAAGUCAGCAUUCGCUACAACUCCAUGCCAGUGCCAGGUCCCAAUGGCACUAUCUUGAUGGAGACACACAAAACUGUUGGACAGCAGAUGCUGAGCUUCCCUCACCUCCUGCAGACUGUACUGCACAUCAUUCAAGUCGUGGUGAGUUACUUCCUCAUGCUGAUCUUCAUGACGUACAAUGGAUACCUCUGCAUAGCUGUGGCAGCAGGGGCAGGGACAGGCUAUUUCUUCUUCAGCUGGAAAAAGGCAGUUGUUGUGGAUAUCACAGAGCACUGCCAUUAACACUGGAUGCUGCCCAGAAGCCUCUCCACCCCACUGCUCUCUUGAAGCGCAGCCAUCAAAAGGACUGGAUCAUUCCUAAGCUGAAAGAGAAUCAAUAUAAAGAAAAUCAACUGGAGUUCACCACAAGUUCCUAGCUGGGGUGUAGGGAUGUGGGGAGCUGGGGUAUGCUGCUCCCCCUUGCUGCAGGCUGGCAGCAGGGUUGACUCUUGAGGGUCCCGUGGUAGCCAUUCUUGGCUAGGAUUUGCUUUAUUCUUAGAUUAUGCUGUGAUUUAAAUUAGUUGGCUGACAGAAAUGUAGAAAUUGUUCUUUUAAAAAAAAACAACCAAACAAAAAAAAAACUUUUUUUUUUUUUAAAUUGUAAAUGCUCAUCUGUGAGGGUUUUAUGAACCGUAGGUAAAGAUCAAGGUUGCCAAUGGAGCCUGUGUGCAAAUGGCUAUUUUAAUUUUACUUUUUUCAAUAUGUACAUAAUGCUGGGGAGGAGAUCUCCCUGGCAUUGUGGCUUUUGGGGCCAAUGACACCUUCUGAUGCAGAAGGACUCAGCCUCUGAGGCAGAUUUGGUGCUGCACAUUAGACACACUCAGGUGUGUCCUGGCAAGGGAGUACUUUGACAUAAGUAUGUGACCCGUGUGCUUCAGGGGAUCUAGAUGAGUCUGUCCUCCAAGCCUGUCAGAGUAUGAUGAGUGGUGUUAAUCUUCUGAUGUAUCCAGCAGCUUUACUCAGCUCAAAGUGGUAACAUUUGCGUUUGGCUGCUCUCACUUUCCAGUCAUGGAAAUAUACAGAGUAGACGCAGGACAACAGUUGUGUAUUUACAGGACAAAAAGGCAUUCAAUAAAGCAUUGAACCCACAUUUACUUCAUGUUGAAUCGCACCUGGAUGAAUCUAGAGCUAGGCUGUUGGUUUACUAAAACUAGUUCUGUAAAUGAGGCAAGAGCCAAAUAAUUAUUUCAUGACACUGAAGAUUAAAAUGUCUGAAGAUUGAGAUGGAGGAAAUAAACAACCAUGUUCCUGUAAAAGAGGUAUUUGGGCAAGAGAAGAAAGAAAAGAUACGACUACAGCAGCCUUUGGUCUCUUCUUGGGUGAAAUUUGGAGCAACUUAGGUUGAUUAAAAAGUAUUCCUAACCCAGAUGACUUCUCUUUAUCAUAAUAAUCAUGCUAUGACCAUCUUAGCUUGGAGGUGCAAGUGUUAUCAGUGCCAGUGGCGGACAAGUUUGUAGCACAGUAAAGCAUGCCCUGUUCAGUUCUGUGAGCUGUACACAUUUCACUGGCAAGACAGGCUGUGACACAGGCAAAACCAGCUUCCUGCAUGCAUGAUGCCUAGAACAUGCUUUGGGUUUCCUAGGGAGCAGUUUUGGUUUAGCACUUCAUUAUUAAACUGCUUCUUGUUGUAGGGAAUCUUGUGCAGAGUAGGAUGUGAAGCUCAUCAUUCUACUCAGGGUGCCCAAUUUUUGCCUGUAACUGGCUGAGAGGGAAGACAGCGGGAUUUUCAGAAGGGCACUUUUUGAAAAACAGGCACCACUUUCAGAAUGGAACUGAUACCUGGGAUGUGCCACAAGAACAGGGAAUCCUUUUCACAGGGAAGUAUCUGGGCACAUGCAGUAGCAUUUUUUUUUUUCCAAGGACACAACUAGUCACACUGUUAGCAGUAGCUGUGUAAGGAAAGCUGAUCUUUGAAGAGGAAUUACAUUUCUUUACCCUGUAAGCCUUACAGGGCAAGGCCCAUCUCUGUGUAUGUCGUUCUUCACUGUCCUGAUGCUACUACAUCAGCACAGAGCCCACCCUCGUCCUACCAACUUUUUUGAACUGCUGCUACCAGGAUCUUGAAUUGCACCACCUAAACUCAACUGUCCUGGGUCAAUGCCAGCCAUUUAUUUGGACAUCCUGUUUUCUUUGUGCAGUGCAAAUACAGAAUAAAAGGAGAUUAAUUAAAAGCAGACUUAGGUUUCUAAAGAGCCUCUUUAUGUAGCAAAUUUGCAUCUGGGUGAAAGAAGCAAAGUUAUUUUCAUGGAAAAAUUCUAGCCACCUCCUGAUGAGAGAUAAGAAAAGCUCUUCCCCAGUCUGAUAUCUGAAGGGAGUUACGUUUGUAGCAGACUGCAGAAGGAGAUACUGAUGCUCCGUUGCUGCAUCUGUCAGAAAGGUAAAAAUCUGUGCCCUCUGAGCAAUCAUGCCUCUCUGUGAGAGUGGAAGACAGACCCUUCCAAUCCCUGUGAGAGAGCUGUGAGGAAAUCUUGGUUUUUGUCAGAGAAAAUUGAAGCAGUUAAGUCCUGGUGAUGGUUGUUUAUGUUUUGAAAGAUUUACACUGCAGGGUCUUGAUCCCUGAAAGAGUUCAGAGCCGAUGUUGCCAGGUUUCUCUCGAAUGAGCCAGAGUUGUUGCCAUUACAGGGGUGUCUGAUUAUAGGGUAUAGUCAUGAGUGGCUUUGCAUGAUGGCAGUAGUUACUUCAUAUACCUCUUGCUGUUUCUUUCUCUACAAGUAGAACCUCUGCUUGGCCUGACCUUCCUGCUCUCACCUUUUAGCCACAUUUCCUUGUUUUCAAGUGACCAGACUUGAAUUCUCUGAUCCAAGUGGUCAGAGAUGGAUGACUUGGAGAUUAGGCAAUAGCUGUGGCUUGUACGAUAUACAUUUGGUUUUCUUGUUAGCUUUUCUGCCUUGUUCUACGUGUAGCAUCUGUGCCCUUGAAAUUGUUUCCCCCCCAGUGAUGAGUACCUCUGUCUUCAAAGGGUCACCUCCUGCCCAUGUUCACAGAAGAGGGCGCACAGCUUUCUCCAGUGUGCAGAGAGGGAAGUAACACUGACCUAGCAGUGGUCACUUGGGGAGCACCAGCCUGGGCAGAAGUCUCCCAAGUGUCUAGCGAGGGCCUCAGCUGCCUUCCAGCAGUCUGCAAGAAUGAUGUACUGGGCAGUACCCGAGUUAGAAAUGGGAGCCGGGCUGUGCUCUGGGGAGAGGUGCACAAGGGAAGGUCUGAAGGGAAGGGGCUUAAGGAGAGAAGGUGGAGGGCAGUGUCCUCUCUGCUUCUGAGCUCGCUCAGAAUUCAGGAUUCCAGUCCAUGUCUCUCUGCCAGCUUUGGCCAUGCGCUCUUUUGGUUCAGUGUUGACAAUCUAGAGAAGCUGACUACCUCCCUGUGUCCCAGCCUCCACCCUGGUCCACCAGAUGCCACCAGCUGCCGUGUUCUUGGCUGAGGUUGCCGUUCACUUUGCCAGAGUCUGAGCAAAACCUAGCCUCCCUGCCGAUGACUUCUGACUGUGUUUGGUGCAAUCUCAGCCUUUCUGCUGGCUGUAUGUAAGGUUCUCAUAGCAACACUAAAUUCACAUUAAGUAGUGCUUGGAGGGAGGUAAAGACUAAUGAUUAUGAGACUUGAGGAAAUUAAAUCUGUAUGUUAACACACAUGUAGCGUGCUUGGAACGUGAUGGCCGGUGUCUGUCUUUGUACCCUGAUGUUUGGUCUCAACACGCUGUGCCUGCACAUUAUGCAAAAAAAACAUCCGGGCUGUGUUCAUCACCUGGCUUCUGUUGCUUUUCUUUGAGUGCCUUUUCAGCUUGUCUAGAGCCAGUCCCACCAAAUCCAGCAGGAUUUCUAGUUUUGUUUACAGUGGAACUGUCGUUCUUGUUUUUACUCUUGCUCUUUGUGGAGGUAACUUGUCUAAUAUUACUGUGAAUAUCAAGAAUCUCCUGUAUAUAAUUAACCAAUAAACUAGAUGGCAUUUUA
Molecule: messenger RNA, 4536 nt
Organism: Tyto alba (common barn owl)
Lineage: Eukaryota; Metazoa; Chordata; Aves; Strigiformes; Tytonidae
Gene: SLC31A1
Product: solute carrier family 31 member 1
Exons: 5
Coding region: 278-835 (185 amino acids)
Biological process (GO): copper ion transmembrane transport
Cellular component (GO): membrane
Molecular function (GO): copper ion transmembrane transporter activity
Source: RefSeq, a predicted model, not a curated record